This is a messenger RNA of Grammomys surdaster, 2486 nucleotides long. It is a transcript of the gene Mppe1, whose product is annotated as metallophosphoesterase 1. Lineage: Eukaryota; Metazoa; Chordata; Mammalia; Rodentia; Muridae. Gene Ontology annotation, molecular function: phosphoric diester hydrolase activity. Gene Ontology annotation, cellular component: endoplasmic reticulum-Golgi intermediate compartment. The coding region runs from base 633 to 1817 and encodes 394 amino acids. Gene Ontology annotation, biological process: endoplasmic reticulum to Golgi vesicle-mediated transport; GPI anchor biosynthetic process. The transcript is spliced from 11 exons. The record is from RefSeq and is a predicted model, not a curated record.
CGAAAUCCCCACAAUAAGCCUCUGACCGGCUCAUUUACACAUGACGCCUUCCUUGGGUAUUUUUCCAAAGAAGACACCUUGCCAGGCUCGGGAGAUAACAAGAAGACAUAGUGGCCAGUGGCUGCCGGCCGGAAGGACUCUCGCGGCUUCCUGAGCUGAUUCCUGAGAAGCUGCCACCAGGGCUGGGACUUUGGCCGCAGGGCGCGGGGCGGCGGGCGCCACCUUGGCCGCUGUGCAGCGCGCAGGCCCCGCGGUCCCCAGGCGCGCGGUUCGGUCCCCAACGAGCCGGUCCUCCAUUCCGGCAUCACCCACCGACGUCUGGCGGCUCCUUCCUGCCGCCGCCCUGUGCAGCUGCGACUUCCCGGAGGCGCCGCCGUCCCAGGUCCGGGUAAAGGCGCAGGCGGUCCCCAGAGGAUGGCUUCCGCGAGCCUGCUGCCGCAGCUAUGCAUGAUUGUAGUCUGAUUUUGGAAUGCAGAAGCCAACCUGGAGUCUUGGUACUCAACUCGGCCUAAAAGUAGCAUUCUUUAAAAGGAACAGCUUGGGACUAGACCCCGUCUCUACGAUUACCCUUCUCUAUGGUGGGUUCUUGAUGGACUUGUUUCUCUUCUGCUGGCAACUCCUGGGCAGGAGACAUGGCUCUGGUCAGAUGGGGGCUGAGAAGACAGAACUUCCAUCCAUUGAGGAGGAGGAAAGCGUUGCUGCUGAAAGUCACAGUCGUCAUUAUCUCUGUGCUUCUGUUUUGUGAAUAUUUCAUCUACUACCUUGUCCUCCUUCGAUGCCGUUGGCCUGAGGUGAAGAUGCUAGCCCAUGGCAGUAGGCAGGAUCCUGUAGUGAAAGCCAUGUUUCUGGCUGACACUCAUUUACUUGGGGAGAUAAGAGGCCACUGGCUGGACAAAUUACGAAGGGAGUGGCAAAUGGAGAGAGCUUUUCAGACAGCUCUGUGGUUGCUGCAACCGGAAGUCGUUUUCAUCUUGGGAGACAUCUUUGAUGAAGGGAAGUGGAGCUCUGCCCAGGCCUGGGCAGAUGACGUGCAGAGGUUUCAGAGAAUGUUCAGACAUGGCAGCCAUGUGCAGCUAAAGGUGGUCAUUGGCAAUCAUGACGUCGGCUUCCACUACCAGAUGAGUAAAUACAGAGUAAAGCGAUUUGAGAAAGUGUUCGGCUCUGAAAGGCUGUUCUCUCUGAAAGGUGUUAAUUUUGUCAUGGUCAACAGCGUUGCAAUGGAAGGGGAUGGUUGUAUCAUAUGCUCUGAAGAGGAAGCUGAACUCAGAGAGAUCUCUCGUAAACUGAAUUGCUCCCAAGAGCAGGUGCGGGGAUCCAGCCAAUGUGACCGUGAGCCACGGCUCCCCUUGUCUGCUCCCGUGAUGCUGCAGCACUACCCACUCUACCGGGCCAGCGAUGCUAAUUGUUCUGGUGAAGAUGCAGCUCCUCCAGAGGAAAGGAACGUCCCCUUUGAGGAGAAAUAUGAUGUUCUUUCUCGGGAGGCCUCACAAAAGCUGUUGUGGUGGCUCCGGCCUCGUCUGGUUCUGAGUGGCCACACGCACAGUGCCUGCGAGGUGCUCCAUCCCGGAGGAGCCCCCGAGGUGAGCGUCCCAUCCUUCAGUUGGAGGAACAGAAACAACCCAAGCUUCAUUAUGGGCAGCCUAACAUCUAGAGAUUACGCUCUCUCCAAGUGCUUCCUCCCGUUUGAGGACACGGUGCUGACCACGUACGGGGCAGCGGCUGCCUUCCUCACGAUUGUCAUCUUAGUUCACUUUGAACAUCUGCCCUCAUCUUUUCUGUUUGGUUGGAAACUGUGCAGGUUGCACAUGAGAAGAUGAAGGGCCGGCAAUUGUUGCAUAUGGUCAUAUAAAUCAAAGCCAAAGACUUCCAGCGGGGCUCCUGUGAGUUAAGGAGGAGAGCAAAUGUUGGUUGUUCCUAUGAACAUCAUGGGGAUUCUGAAUCACCAAUGCCAGCGACUGCAGUAUAAACAGUUGACUGUACUGUUCUCAUCCUAUAAAAAUGGAAUGUGUACUCUGCAACCAAUUCAUCUUUUCAUUUCAUGAAAUAUAUGUAUAAUCAAAGGUUCCAUCUGUAUAGAAUGUAAAUGUCAUGGACACUAUCACUCGCAUGCGUGACACACAGCCCUUUCUUCUAUAGGAAGGACCCAGCAGCUUUGGUGCACAGUCGAGACUAUGUGUGCUCGUAAAAGCUGGGUUUUCUCUCUUCUUCUAUGAAGUGGCUCUCAGUUUCUUAUAGAUCAUGAAGUUAUAUGCUCAAAAGUACAGAUUCAAUGUGUAGGACUAAAGACUUUUCGUGUUUCUGUGCUCAUGGAAUCGGAUUUUUAGAGACAUGUAAUUUUCUUUCCAGGAGACCAUGUUAUCGCAUCUGAACUCAAUGCCUGUUCAUGAUUAAAACUUGAAAAAAAAGAUCAGGGAGGAUAUAGAUGUUUGAAUUUAAGAACAAAUGGUGUAAUAAUUCUGUCAGAUAAAGCACAUUCUUUUUCUUAA